Molecule: messenger RNA, 1589 nt
Organism: Dalotia coriaria
Lineage: Eukaryota; Metazoa; Arthropoda; Insecta; Coleoptera; Staphylinidae
Product: aldehyde dehydrogenase family 3 member B1-like
Exons: 1
Coding region: 7-1455 (482 amino acids)
Biological process (GO): aldehyde metabolic process
Cellular component (GO): cytoplasm
Molecular function (GO): aldehyde dehydrogenase (NAD+) activity
Source: RefSeq, a predicted model, not a curated record
UCCUCAAUGAUGCAGCAGCAACAUCCAGCGCAAGUAGUUCAGCGAGUACGGACUGCUUUCCAGUUAGGCCGUACUCGGAAGUUGCAGUUUCGUGAAGGUCAAUUGCGUGCGUUCCUGCGUCUUCUAGAUGAAAAUGAAACCAGUCUUUUGGAUGCCGUCUACGCAGAUUUGCGUAAACCACCGCAGGAAACUUCACUCUGUGAGUUGGACCUGGUACGCAAUGAGGUUCUACACGCCCUGCAUAACGCGUGGGAUUGGAGCAAACCGGAAGUCAUCGGUAAAAGCUUUGUCAACAUGUUGGAUACAGUGCAAAUUCGUAAAGAUCCCUACGGCGUGGUGCUAAUAAUGAGUUCGUGGAGUUGUCCCUUACUUUUGCUGUUACGACCCUUUGUGGGUGCUCUUGCUGCUGGGAAUUGCGUCAUUUUACAUCCUAACAAUAAAGCAUACACAACAGCAAUGCUUAUAGCAGAGCUGAUCGGAAAAUAUCUGGAUAACGAGUGUUAUCAGGUAUUUACGGGUAAUGCAUCGGAAACUGAAGAAUUACUGCUUCAACAUUUUGACUAUGUGUUUUACACUGGAGGUAUGGACAAGGCAAAACAAAUCCGGGACCUGACUAAUCGACAUUUGACUCCUACAAGAUUAGAGUUGGCCGGUAAAUGUCCUGUAUUCAUCGAUGACAACGUAAAUCUAAACAUGGCUGCAAAGCGUAUCAUGUUGGGUAAAUUAAUCAACGCUGGUCAAACCAGUUCCGCUGCAGAUUUCCUCCUCUGCAGUAAAUCCAUAGAGGAGCCUUUGGUUGCAGCACUACACAACGCUGUUAUGGAAUUAUUAGGAUCAAAUCCACAAACAUCAUCCUACUAUGCACGGAUCAUCAAUGACGUGCAAUAUGAACGCUUGGUACACCUUAUGGCGGGUACCACAGUCGCCUUGGGAGGAAAAUGUGAUCCCUAUGAACGGUAUAUAGAACCUACUGUUCUUACAAACGUGACAGCAGAAGAUCCCAUCAUGUGUGAAGAAAUAUUUGGACCAUUAUUACCGAUUGUGAAUAUAAACGGGCCAGACGAAGCCGUGGAGUUUAUUACCAGGCGAGCAAAACCCUUAGCGGUUUAUGUUUUCAGCAACACCAAAAGUACAAUUGAUAAGUUCCUACAUGGUACCUCCAGUGAUUUUGUCGUAAUCAACGAUGCAGGAAUUCAAGUCGGCUUGGGAUCAUCUGGAGGUAAAUCUACUUUUGAUAAUUUUACCCAUCACAAGACCUGCAUCAUCAAAGAUUUGAGUGCAAUCAAUGAACGACUGAAUUCACUACGCUAUCCGCCAUAUUCAUCUCGGAAUGUUAGUUUCUUGCGGAUGAUCAACAAACCAAGGAAUUAUCCGUCUAUGGCAUGGAUGAAGAAUUAUCUUAUAUUUUGUUUAGGUGUCGCUGUAGCCGCCGCAUACUACUAUUACUCAAAAUAGAAAUAAAAAUCAUAAAUAACCAUUUAUUGCUUAUAAAAUUUACAACAUUUCCUCGUUAGUCAACUUGACCAAUCGGAUUGAUUCGUUUAUCACUUUCUGGCACAAGUCGGGAUUUCGAGCAGCGCGUGGCAUGA